Penicillium verrucosum is the source of this 675-nucleotide messenger RNA. Its product is annotated as Hemopexin-like domain-containing protein. NCBI's taxonomy places the organism in Eukaryota, Fungi, Ascomycota, Eurotiomycetes, Eurotiales, Aspergillaceae. Bases 1 to 675 code for a protein of 224 amino acids. The record is from RefSeq and is a predicted model, not a curated record. The transcript has a single exon.
AUGUCCGGAGCUUCCAUUGAUGCUGCAUACAUCGAGCCUUCCAACGGCCACGGCUAUGUCUUCAAAGGAGAUCGUUAUGUUUGCAUCAAAGUCAUCCCCGGCACCACCAUCGACCAGAUCAACUGGGGCCCGAAGGCAUACGCGGAGGCUUGGAAGUCGCUAGUCCAGGCCGGAUUCACCAUGGUUGACGCAGUCAUCCCAAUCCCCGACAACACAGGCUCAAUCUGGGUCUUCAGUGGCGUCAAAUACGCUCGCAUCAAUUUCAAAGAUGACAAGGUUACCUUCGGCCCUGCACUCAUCUCCGAAAACUGGCCCUCGCUUGUCAAGGCUGGAUUCCCUACUGUCGAUGCCAUCUUGCCUACCCCGGGAGAGCCAAACCAUGCCUACUUCUUCUACAAGGACCAGUUUGCGCGCGUCACCCUGACUCCCGGCAAGGCUGAAAGUUCUAUUGUCUAUGGCCCUUCUCACAUUGCCAAGAACUGGCCGGUUCUUGCCAGCUCUGGAAUUCACCGUCUUGAGGCGGUGAUUCCUGCUCCGGGCUUCCCAAACGAUGCGUACUUCUUCCUGGGAGAUAAGUACGUUCGUCUUACUGUUGAGCCAGGUACGGUCCAGGACAAGAUUGUAUUUGGACCCGCUUCGGUUGUGAAGCACUGGCCUGCUCUCAAGGAUCUGUAA